Argentina anserina (silverweed cinquefoil) is the source of this 1066-nucleotide messenger RNA. RefSeq lists its product as uncharacterized. The coding region runs from base 85 to 906 and encodes 273 amino acids. Gene Ontology annotation, biological process: translation. The record is from RefSeq and is a predicted model, not a curated record. Gene Ontology annotation, molecular function: structural constituent of ribosome. NCBI's taxonomy places the organism in Eukaryota, Viridiplantae, Streptophyta, Magnoliopsida, Rosales, Rosaceae. The transcript is spliced from 4 exons. Gene Ontology annotation, cellular component: mitochondrial large ribosomal subunit.
AGCCCUAAAGCCCCGAAUUGUUAAACCCUCCUCCAAACCCAGCUUUGAUCCAAUGAAGCAGUAAUUGAACAAAAACCCACCGCCAUGUUGAUCCGAAGAAGACUCGCUUCUCUUCUCUUCUCCGCCUCCGUCGCCUCCCCCAAACCCAAACCCUCUCUCGCUCUCCCUCCACUUCACUUCCCUGCUCUGUCCCCCAACCCUAACCCUAGCUUCAAUCUGGAUUUGGGGAUUGUUCGGGCGUACAGUAGUCUGCUGAGCCUGAACGAUCUGAGACCCAAGGUGCCCAGGAAGCAGAAGACCAGGAAAGGCCGCGGGAUUGGCUCCGGGAAGGGCAAGACGGCCGGGCGGGGACACAAGGGCCAGAAGGCCAGGGGCUCCGGCAAGCUCGGCUUUGAGGGUGGACAGACCCCGCUGCGCCGCCGUCUCCCCAAGCGCGGCUUUAAGAACCCCUUUAGUCUCACUUUUCAGCCAGUAGGAUUAGGAAAGAUUGCCAAACUGAUCAAUGCAGGAAAGAUUGAUUCUUCAGAGUUGAUUACAAUGAAGACUCUCAAGGAUACAGGGGCAAUAGGGAAGCAGAUAAAAGACGGAGUACGAUUAAUGGGACGUGGCGCUGAACACAUCAAGUGGCCAAUUAAUCUGGAGGUAUCACGGGUCACUGUAAGGGCAAAGGACGCAGUUGAAGCUGCAGGAGGGUCUGUCAGAAGAGUGUAUUACAACAAGUUAGGUUUUCGAGCUUUACUCACACCCGAGUGGUUUGAAAAGAAGGGCAGAUUAUUGCCAAGAGCAGCUAGACCUCCGCCAAAACAGAAGGACAAGGUUGACAGCAUUGGCCGCUUGCCAGCUCCAACAAAACCUAUUCCUUUUUUGACUGAAGAAAACGAGGCAACCUCCAGUUCAUCUACUUAACUAAACGAGCAAAUUCAGUUUGUUCAUUUAGGAUUUUGUAUUUUUAAGUCCAGUUUCUUCAUUUGUGUUUGGCAUAAUUUGUCCUUUAUUGUUAUGGUUUUACCCCUAACGUAAGAGACUCCAACUAAAUGAAAAGAAGAAAAUAAAAUUGAAAUUGCUA